UCAAUUUUCGGUUGAGCCUGAAAACAUUUACUACAAUGCUGCUGCUGAGAAUUCGAGAUCAGAUCAAUCGUAACAUAUCUUGAGUUCAAUCGAGUCGAUAGGAUGUUAAAUCGACAUAAUAAAUUUUUGUAACGUGUUUACUGAGCAAUUAUCAAAUGAAUUAACCAUAAGUGUGGAUCUUCAUGAACGCAGAUACCCAGACGAACUAGGUCAACGAAUUGUAUUGUGCGAGCUGUGAUAUUUUCGUUUGAUUUUUCUCUGCCAUACAAAUUUGUUGGCUGUUAAGAUAAUCGGUUUUAAUGAUAAUUGUUUCACGUUCGUGUAACGAAUCGCCGUAUCAACGAGCAGAGUUAAUCGUAAUAGUAUAAACGUUGUAACUAUUGAAGCAGCUGUUACUGGAAAAUGCAAGUGCGCGUCUUUGCCAUAUUUUGGCAGAAUAACGAAUAAAACGUGUAAUAGUUAAUCUCGAUCAUCUGUGAAUUUCUUGUACCUCAAGCACUUUGUUUAUCCACAUUUUCGAAAAGGGAUUCAGAAAAUCAGUACCCAAUGAAAUCAGUCACUUCUGUUCCUGAAACAAACUUUCAAGGUAUCGGGCGUGACAUGGCAGAGCGGCUCGGUUUGGGCCCUGAGGUUCGGGAACUCAAACUAGGACCAACUUUUACAAACAAUAGAUCAACGGCCUUUCAUACUCUGAAAUAUGAUUUUAAACCAGCAAGUGUUGAUGUUUCUAAAGUGGCAAGGGUUGAUGUUGGAACAAACAAUACAAUGACAGUUACUGUUCCACAUUUAGAUGGUGCUGGAAUUCCUCAUACAGUGUUUAAAGGCUCUCAGAGACCUUAUCAUAAAGAAUGUGUUCUGAUAAUUGACAGAGUAACUGGAGAAAUUACUUUGGAAAAAUUAACAGCAAACAUACAAGUGAAAAAAACUCGAACAGAACCCAAGUCUCAAUCACAUUUAGGAGUUUCUGGGGGAAAUAGUAGCAAUAGACCUAUAACUCCCGUAGAGACAAAGAGAAGCCCUACACAUGGAAGGGCAACAGGAAGAACAAAAGUUACAAGUGGAAAGAAAAGAGAACCUAGUGUUCAACUACAUCCAAAGCAGUAUAGUCCGCUUAGAGUAUCUCCAUAUCAUGGCAAGAGUCCACCUUCCACUUUAACCAACAGUUCACCAGUGCAACCAUCAGUGGCACAAUCAACUUUGGCUAGUUUGCCGAUGAUUGGUUCUGAUAAUGAUGACUGCCCUUUAACAUCAUCUGGAUCAUUCCCAACUAUAAAUUCUUCAGCACCUUCAAGGUCAUCUCCUGCAACAAAUACUCAGCCUGCUGCAAAACCUUCUAUGACUGCAGAUAGUGAUGAAGGUGCUCUCAGUGAUUCUACUACAAGUAGCUCAAGUUCAGAUAGUUCAGACAGUGAUUCAGACACAGAAAAUGUUCCAGUGUUAACAGGAACUAAUGGUCAUUUGAAUAGUACAGCUUCAUCUCCUACGCUCCUCAUGCCAGAUAAUCUUUUAAAUGAUGAUUUGCAAUUAUCAGAAUCAGAAUCUGAUAGUAAUUAAUGUGUUUUUUCAGGGACAAUAAAAGAUCUUUUAAAGGUCUUUUCUGCCAAAAAAAUUAUAUACUUUUUCGGCACUUUAUUUGCUAGGUAUAUUGGAGGAAUCAGAAAACGAAAUAGAACAAUUCAAUUCUGUUUCACAUCACA
Messenger RNA from Habropoda laboriosa, 1697 nucleotides. It is a transcript of the gene Eaf, whose product is annotated as ell-associated factor Eaf. The transcript is spliced from 6 exons. Bases 547 to 1554 code for a protein of 335 amino acids. NCBI's taxonomy places the organism in Eukaryota, Metazoa, Arthropoda, Insecta, Hymenoptera, Apidae. Gene Ontology annotation, molecular function: transcription elongation factor activity. Gene Ontology annotation, cellular component: super elongation complex. The record is from RefSeq and is a predicted model, not a curated record. Gene Ontology annotation, biological process: positive regulation of DNA-templated transcription; regulation of transcription elongation by RNA polymerase II.